UGCGCCUGUAGGGGGCGAUGUGUUUGACCUGCCCGGCCCGCCGAUAAAGUGGUAGAGGAAGCAGGCUCCCCGAGCUCGAGCACGUUUCCGUCACAUGUUCAGCAGCUCCGCGUGUGUAGGGGUGUGAGAGAGAGAGUGAUUGUGGGGGUGAAACUUUUCGCUGAUGUUAAAUUUAGCAGCAGCGGGGACGAACAUGAGUGAGCUCGGUUCUGUGGAUCGGCCGUGCAGCGCGUCGGUGACGGCAUAUGUGAAGCCUCUGGGUGUGGCGGCAUGCAAACUCCCUGAGUGCAUCAUUGCCCCCUGUAGGUGACGGGAUGCCUGUGCAGGCGGCGCAGUGGACAGAGUUCCUGUCCUGCCAGAUCUGUUACAAUGAGUUUGAUGCCAACAAUCACAAGCCCAUCAGCCUGGGCUGCUCGCAUACCGUCUGCAAGACCUGUCUGCACAAACUGCACCGUAAGGCCUGUCCUUUCGACCAGACCUCCAUCAGCACCGACAUCGACCUGCUGCCUGUCAACUGCGCCCUGCUGCUGCUUGUGGGAGCUCAGGUUCCUGAAGGCCAGAGUGUGUGUGUGGGCAAUGCUGAGGACACGGAGCAUUAUGAAGUGUGUAAAACAUGUGUGGAGGAGCUGGCUCUCUACCUCAAACCUAUCAGUGGAGGAAAAGGUGUGAUGUCUCUGAGUCCAAGCACCCUCAGCAGACCCAUGCAGAGGAAGCUGGUAACGCUGGUGAACUGCCAGCUGGUGGAGGAGGAGGGGCGAAUGCGGGCGGUGCGAGCUGCUCGGUCUUUGGGCGAGAGAACAGUAACCGAGCUUAUCCUCCAGCACCAAAACCCCCAGCAGCUUUCUGCUAACCUGUGGGCUGCAGUGAGGGCACGAGGCUGCCAGUUCCUCGGGCCUGCGAUGCAGGAAGAUGCACUGAAGCUCGUACUGCUAGCUCUUGAGGAUGGCUCUGCUCUCUCACGGAAGGUUCUGGUCCUGUUCGUGGUCCAGAAGUUGGAAGCUCGCUUCCCUCAGGCGUCUAAGACCAGCAUCGGCCAUGUCGUCCAACUCCUGUACCGCGCCUCCUGCUUUAAGGUGACAAAGCGUGAUGAAGACUCCUCUCUGAUGCAGCUGAAAGAGGAGUUCCGGACAUAUGAGGCUCUGCGGCGGGAACAUGAUGCUCAGAUUGUCCACAUUGCCAUGGAGGCGGGUCUACGCAUCUCUCCAGAGCAGUGGUCAUCUCUACUGUAUGGUGACCUUGUCCACAAGUCCCACAUGCAGUCAAUCAUUGACAAGCUCCAGUCCCCAGAAUCAUUUGCAAAAAGUGUCCAAGAACUCACCAUAGUUUUGCAGAGAACAGGCGACCCAGCUAAUCUCAACAGUUUACGAGUUCCAUUAGAACUGCUGGCUGGUAUUGACCAUAACCCAGAUGCAGCUGCACCCUCCUGGGAGGAACUGGAGAGUGUGAUGUUGGCGGUCAAGGUCGUGGUCCACGGUCUGGUCGAAUUCAUCCAAAACUUCAGCAAAAAGAGCCACGAAACCUUUCAGGCUCAACCCAACAGCAAGUAUAAGACCAGCAUGUGCAGAGACCUCCGUCAGCAGGGGAGCUGCCCACGCGGAGCCAACUGCACCUUCGCCCACACCCAGGAUGAGCUAGAGAAAUACAGAAUGAGGAAUAAGAAGGUCAGUGGAGGGAUGAGGCCAUCUCCUCUGCCUCAGACAGUUGUGCCCAAGUCGGGCUCCAUAAAGUCUCCCCUCCACACUGUGGAUGCAGUGCUGGGAGGUCCGCAGAACCGUGAGCAGGAGGGUCUGGGUUCAGAGGAUUCAUCCCCUACUCGUCUUAUCCCUAGAGGAGGAGAGCAUGAACAAGAGGAGGGGCUGCUAGCUCUUCCCAAUGGGGCCAGUGGGCAUCCCACUCCCAGCCAAGACCUGAAAACGGCUUCUCCUCCAAAGACUCCAUCCAGUCCAUGUCAAACUGCAGCUGCAUUGGGGCCACACCCCACUGCAGCUCCUGCUGAGAGUGGAGUAACGCUGCCUAAACGGAGCACUUUUCCACCCAGGGGUCACACUGAAGUCAGCUACUUUCCUGACCAGCACAGUCCAUAUGAACUGUCACCCUGCUCGCCCUCCGGUAAUUACUACCCAUCCAUGGUCAAUCCACACAAACCCUCCAUGGCACGCUUUUCCCGCUCCACUCCUGCCUUUGACUCUUCUGCCCCGCCCCCUCUGGCUCCGCCCUACCUCGAGCCACCCCCUUCCCUUCCAUCCCGGGACCGUUUAGGCCCUGCGCACUUCCCUCAACCUGCUUACACACCAGUCCACCACACCCACCCCCAUGGACACGGGGUCUACGCACCUGUCUAUGACAGCCGGCGGGUUUGGAGGCCGCAGCUAUACCAAAGGCAGGAUGGCAGGAGUAACUCUCUUCCUCUGGAGGUCCUGCAUGCGUCCAUCUACCAGCCACCACUCCGGGAACGGUUCAACUCGUUAGACAGCCCGUACUGCAGCACUGCAGAGAGGAGGGCUGCACUGCACAGGGAUUCGUAUGGGCGCAAUCCGCUCGGCUGUGAGGAUUUCUACAGACUCAAACAGGAGCAGUGGCCACAUCAGCACAGCAACCACACCAGAGCACAACCUUCGCCUGUUUUUACUGUGGAUCACUGCUCAGAGCAUGUGGACAGUGGGGUUUGUGUGAGCUGUAAAUGUGGGGGCGGAGAGGUGGCCCGUUACUCGCCUUGGUCGUGUGGCACUGUCAGCCCGUUUGACUUGGAGCCUCUUGGCUCCACCCAUUCCUGUUCCCAACAUGCUCAGGAUGUGGAGGGCACUGGAAAGCACUUGCUGCACAUUUUGGAGCCUUACAGGAGAGUGAAAGAUGAGGAUCCCAUCAUCCCCUUUGGAGAAGGACCCAUUAUCUCCAAGUGGGGCGCCAUUUCUCGUGCCUCUCGCACAGACUACCACACCACAGAACCCGUCCAGGCCACUGCUGCACAGGGCAGAACCAGCACCACACCUAUCAAUUUCAGAGACUAUAGCUGUCACACUGAGCAGGGCGACUGCCGGUGGGGUCCGUGUGGUUUCGACUCCAGCCGCUGCAGUUUCUUAGAAAGACGCAGCUCUUUCAGCACUGCAGCUAAACGAGGUAUAGAUUUACAUGUUCGAGAUUGCGCGGAGAGUGAACCAGACCGGGACAUUGAAUUGGAGCUUUCUGUUCUCGACAUGGAGUCGGAACCACAGGAGCACCCGUCUGAGGUGUCUCUGGAGUCGAGGUCCGGAAAUCAUCUCUCCGGUGUCUUCAGCGAUCCAUCAGCAAGCUCACAGAUUGGCCAGCAUUUACCUGACCACAUGGUAGACGCUCAUUUGUUGAAGAAGAUGGCAUUUAGGAAGUCUCUCUCCCCUGGGGGCCUAAGUUCCGGAGGCCUUGGUGUCGGAGGUCUGGCGAUGAAGUCCAGCCUAGCACGGCCUGUGGACCUGGCAGCAGGACCCGGCCUGAGCAAAGAGAUGCUUCUGAAUGGGAGCUGAGAGGAACCUAGCUCUCCUCAUCUCCAGACGCCCUCUGGAUCCAAAGGGUCAUGCCAUGAGGCCUCUGUAAUAUUUAGAUCACAGCUCAAGCUGUCAGUUUUUUGUUUUAAAAGCCCUUUUCACACCAGCUCCACAUUCUCCAGCAACCACAGUUGUUCUCUGAGCAGGUAGCUUCAGUAGGUUCAGGAAUAGAACCAAAUAAAUGACAGAUUUAUUGAUUCCCAAGGAGAAGUUUGGGGAUUCAGAAGUUUAAAUGGCACACUACUGCAGUGUGUUGGUAUUCUUUGGAGAAAAUUGGUGUUUCCAGGGUUUUCCGUAACUAUGUUUGAGGAUAAAAAUAGUAUUCAAAAACCCAAUGUUUUUUUUUUCUUUCUUCAAAUUCUCUUCAUAAGAGCUACCUGGGGCUAGCGGUUACACACUCUCCUUCUUCUCUUCAUUUAUCACUUAUGCAAAAGUGUUUACGUUUACAACCCCAUCUCAGGUCACCAAGCUGUCUGUGUCACCCAAUCUAAUUCCUGACCGGUGCCGCUCUUUAGCCACUGAAAGGCUGCAUUAACCUUGCGCGACAGCUCAGUAGUAAAACAUAGGUUCUUGCUGAUAACUUAAAUGUACUGCAUAAAGACUAAUAUACAGUUCCUGCCUGCAGGUUCCUUUAGAUAUGAUGCCAUGUUUACAGUAUGUAUGUAUGUAUGAGGAAUAAGCCAGGUGCUCAGUAAAUACUGUACAUUGUGUGUCACAGUGCAGUAUUAGCCACUGAAUUAACAUGCAUGAAAUGUAAUGUGUGCUUUUUGUUCAUUAUGCGUUUUGCAAUGAACCCAUUUAUUGCAUAAUAUGAGCCUUGGAAGUGUACAGUAUAUUUUGUUGCCAUCUUCAUUCAGGCCAACUUUUGUCUUUGUUUUUGGGGCUGUGCGACAUCAGAUAUUGUAAUACGGCAGCAUUAAUGUGUGCAGUGACCAUCAUGACCCGAGUAACUUCUUCCGCUUUUGCAAUGCCUUGAUUUUAACGCUGCAUACAAAUCUAACCCCAACUACUGAUGAGCCAGUAUUACUUCUUAUAAAGAAACCCACCACAGGAAGUUAUUGUUGCCUAGUUCUAAAUACUAGAAGCAUUGUUUUGCUUGAGAAUAGGCUGUUGUGUUAACAGUACACAGAACUUGGCACUUUAAUUUUCCUGUUUUUCCUUCUAGUUCCCCAUUUUCUGCCUGUGUCAAAGCACUAAGUGUUCAGGCUUCUCACAGUGGUCUUCCUAGUCUAGUGUCUGUGUGUUAUUGUUUCAGGUUGUGCACCAGCUGCUGUACUGUCGCCUUCUCUCAGAUGCAUCUUUAGUUUGUUUGUUUUCUUCGUUCGAAUGAAACAUCGCUAACUUCCGUGAAGUUGUUUGUCGAGUAUUUUGUAUCAGGAACCUUUUUUUUUUUUUUUUUCUUCUUCCACGUUGGUCAUUUGGUCAGUAGAAAGCAAACUAAGCAGCUUUGUCAACCUUCAUACUUACUGCAGGUUUUCUGCUUACCUGUUUAAAAUGACUGUCCAUCACAGGCUGAAACGAUGUUGGUGGUCUGAGUCCUGCAUUGAAGAAAAAGCUUUCAGGAGCUUUAUGGAAUUAAUUCAGUGCUAUAGAAUACUGCAAAAUUGUUGUUCAGUACUGAGUUUCUGUACCGCAUUAGUCCAGUAGACGAUCUGGUGACACUAUUUUGAGUGGUCUUUUUGUGUUAAACACUCAACAAACUCUUGGCAACAUGUCAAAAACAUAGGAGGGUUAGGAUUAGAUUUUGGGUUGAGAUUGGGGUUGGGGUUGGGUAAGGCUGGGUGGGGUUGUUUUGUGUAGUGGAAGUAACAUUAACAAUACAUCUACCUAAUGUAAGUAAUAUCAACAGAAUAGUUUCAGGAUAUUUACUUCAGUUUAUUCAGAUGCUGUACUGCUCCUACUUCACUGAUGUGUUGAAGUGUUACUGCUAGUCUUAUGAAAUCUACGAAGGACCAGUGUUACCCACAAUCUUAGCAUCUGUGAGUGGAUAAGUGUUCUUGUUCCCAAAUCAAGGCUGUUGAUUGGCUGAAUUGUGGAUGUUACUGAUGUCCAUGCUUCUUGAUAAGUCUGCGAUAUCUCCAUAUUCAGCACCUCAUUCUAGUUUCGAAAAUAUUUGUUUAAAAAUGAAUAAAAAUAAGGCACUGAUGAAAGGAUUGUUCAGGAAUCAGUACCAAAAUUAAAGUAUAAACAUUGUUAUCUAUACUAAAACCAAUGUAGCCCAAGCCAUGGGGUCCCUAAGGACGAUUUUGAGAACCACUUCCCAAAAAAAAACCUUUCAAGGACUAUUUUGGUCAAGGGACUGCAAGUGUAAAGAACAAUUAUGUAGAGGUUCUUGAAACCUGUAUGUAGAGCUGGUGAUAUGUUGUCUAUUCUGCAAUACUGUGAUACCAUACCAUUGCUUAUUAGUUUUAUUGUUGGUGGUUUAACUAAUAUAGUCAAGAAAAAUAGAAAUGCAACACUCGUGGUUGUUUAAUUUUGCUGCAUUGUUGAUAAAUUAUUUUACUAGACAUGCAAAUGGUUUCUGUAUAAUCUAAUAGAAGUAUUUAGUGUAUUUAGUACACUAAAUUUAGUUUUAGUGUAGAUAAUGAGCCAUAUAUUGCUGAAACAGUGUCCUUUGUAGAAGUUUGUUUUAGGUUUAAUUCUCUAGUGUGCUUUACUCAUGGUCCAGGACUUCACAUUUAACUGCAGUGUAUGGAAUUUACUAUCUCAGCUUUGCUUGCCAGUUUAAAGAACCUCCAUAAGAUACAAAUUUUCUAUCCGAGCCACAAACCAUUUUAGUGUUUGUGUGUUCAGCCAGAUGUCUUAUCAUUUCUUGACUGUCCAAACUGUGGUAUGAGUGGUGCAGAGAAGACUCUGUCGCAUAAUCACCCGUAAUUGCAAGGUUCUUGUGUUUUGUCCUGACACACUUACCAAGCAGUUCUUACCAAGCGUCAUUAAAGAUGCUGAUUAAAAUGUGACGUGGAAAAAGAAAAGAAUUUAUAGCUGAAAUAUGAAUGUAUUCCCAGCCAAGCUGUUUUCACAGUUCCUUCUGAAAAUCAGGUGCACUUAUUUUUGUUUUUAUAGCCGCCGUUCUUCCUUGUUCCUCAUAGGGAAGAGAUGUGGCAAAGCUACUGAUUACAACUUCUGCACUGAUUAAUUUGAAUGCAAGUGUGCUUUAAAUGGGAACUUGAGUGUUAUUAAAUGCUUAAGAUGUAAACAAAGUCAUUCAGUGCAGUUUGAUGUGAAAUGCUCUGUUCUAGAGAUUUGUUCAGUGAGCCAGAACCAUGUUAUGAAUAUGCUGAAUGAUUUAUGGUGGUUUUGAGAAGGUUUUGGUUUAAAACUAAUAGUUUGUUUAUGGUGAAGUACAUCUCCACAAUGAAGCAUUUUACAUCAGACCACAAUGAAUAACCAAUUUCUCGACAAUCGAAUUAUGAACAAAUUUUGGAAAACUAGUGGAAUUCUACUUUUCUCAGUUAGAUAUAUAUUGCUUUUAAUGUCUGGUUUCUUCUGAUUCCAGUGUAUGUCUUUGGGGUUUUGGAACAGGCAUAGUUUUGUUUUUAGACCGGCCUAUUCAGCUCAAAUGUUGGAAGCAUUUUAUAUUCCCUGAUCCACACUUUGUUCAGAUUCACAAAGCCUUACACGGCAGAUUGCUUUCUUAGUUUUAGAGCUGGAUUGCCCUCAGCUUUGGGUUGCACUUGCAUGAUGCUAUUACAUUUUGAAGAAGUAUGUGUGAAGUAUGUGUAUAGUUGGCAGAUGAGUUGGUGUGAUUGUAUAGUUGUGAUUCUACUGCCCCUUGCUGGUGGUGUCUUGCACAUGCCUGCCACAAGGCCUCGCUUGGCCUUUUAUCUGCCUGCAGCACUUAAUUCUGUUUUCUUAGGAGAUCUUUGAACACCUUCCCUGCUCUUUCCACUGGAAAUGUCAUUCUUUUGUAUUUUGAAUUUUAAAAAUUUGUUUCGCUGCAAUAACUCGGCAGGCUUUGGUCAUAAUGAUAAAUAUGCUUGCUUGUCAUAUGUACGACCGUGAAAAAGGAGCUGAUGUUUUUUGAAUAUUUUACGUCUGUAUUAGACAUUUCCUUUGCAAAUCUAUUGUUCGAUUUAAUUGUAAAUGUAAUACAAGAUGGUACACAUCUGUCAGUUUAUACAGCCAGAGCCAUCGUUAGAUGGACUUAACUGCACAGUUUUAUGAUAAUCAACUAUAUUUAAAUAUGAGAGAAUAUUUAUCAGAGAGAUUCUAAAGGUUUAGGACUAUCUUUUGAUGAAAUAUGAACUGAAACUUUUAAUGUGUUUGAUUUUGAAAGUACCACUGAACUGCUUCUGGCCAUGGAAGGCAGGCUUGAGUUUGAUACAUAUAUGGACCUGUAGCCGCUGCAGAGUGGAUUCUUAAUGUUAUUUUAUUCUUUUUUUUCCUCCCCCGUUCUUGCUUUUCAUACCUUGGCUAAGGUCUGCUCCACUGUACCGAGCGAGCUGAUGACAUGAUGAUGACUUUGAGAUCAUGAUGUGUAACUGCAUGCUGAGGUAAUAAAAACGGUUUCUUCAUUUCA
This is a messenger RNA of Pygocentrus nattereri (red-bellied piranha), 8037 nucleotides long. It is a transcript of the gene rc3h2, whose product is annotated as ring finger and CCCH-type domains 2. Gene Ontology annotation, molecular function: metal ion binding. The record is from RefSeq and is a predicted model, not a curated record. The transcript is spliced from 19 exons. Bases 315 to 3497 code for a protein of 1060 amino acids. Lineage: Eukaryota; Metazoa; Chordata; Actinopteri; Characiformes; Serrasalmidae.